AUGAGAUAUUCCAAACGUGCUGCAGUAGGAUCUUUCAAGGUAUUCAAUUUCCUCUUCGCUGUUCACAUUUUUAUGACAUAUGUCGGUCGCUUCAGUUUUAUGGCUGGCCCCUCGAUGUUACCCACUUUCGCCGUAGAGGGUGAAAUUGUUAUAGAAGACUUUAUUACAUACCGCCUUUUUCCAGACAAGAUGAAACGCGGUGAUCUUCUCAUAGUCAGGUCCCCCAUCGAACCCACAAAAGUUAUAUGCAAGCGCUUGAUUGGUUUGCCCGGAGACAUAGUUUGUGUAGAUCCUAGUGGCGUGGUCUACCCAUCCACAGAGCAUGUUGUCGUUCCCAAAGGCCAUGUAUGGAUAAGCGGAGACAAUGCCUUAGCAUCGCGUGAUUCGCGCAUGUACGGGCCUGUUCCUAUAGGACUCGUCAAAGGGCGAGUGUUUGCGAGGGUUUGGCCACUCAAUUCUUUCAAAGUCUUUACAAACCAGAUAUCAUAUAUCGAAUGA
Molecule: messenger RNA, 498 nt
Organism: Psilocybe cubensis
Lineage: Eukaryota; Fungi; Basidiomycota; Agaricomycetes; Agaricales; Agrocybaceae
Exons: 4
Coding region: 1-498 (165 amino acids)
Cellular component (GO): membrane; mitochondrial inner membrane peptidase complex
Molecular function (GO): serine-type endopeptidase activity
Source: RefSeq, a predicted model, not a curated record